Porites evermanni is the source of this 9518-nucleotide messenger RNA. The record is from the annotation of a GenBank genome assembly. Lineage: Eukaryota; Metazoa; Cnidaria; Anthozoa; Scleractinia; Poritidae.
AAAACAAGUUUGCAUUCUUUAACCAACGUAUCUUGUUUCAGCCGUGUCGAAACCUGUGAGAUUACUGAAAAAUGAGUUUAAACGGGGUGCCGAAGAGAUAUGUUCUGUCAAUCCUAAUCUUCUGGGGAUUUUUUACCAUGUACGCACUGCGGACCAAUAUUAAUGUGGCCAUCGGCGCGAUGGUCAAAAAUCACACAGUGUUCAAGGAUGGAAAGGAAAUCGAGACGGUAGGAAAAUUAAAUGAACGAACAACAGUUGUAAGAAUAUUCACCGCUGCUAAGUUUGUUGGGCAGUAUUGAACAAGCUAGUCAAACGAAUUUAAUUCCUUGCUCCCCACACUCGUCAACAGGUGAAGCGUUGAAUGUUCUAGCGUGGUUACACAUUGUCAAGGUCAAAACCUGUCAAUAUCAAGGCGAGGUAUUAAAUUCGCUUGUCAUUAGAAGCAGGUUGCUUUGUUUCUGGUAUAUUCAAGGUAAAACAUAGAGAAAUAUAGAUCAUUUUUUCUUUUAAGCGAAAUUUAGGACAUCAUUUCUACUUAUUUUAAAACAAAGACCCCAAGCACAGAGAGCGCUCCCCAGCUGAGUAUGAGAGUACCGGUGUGGUACAAUAUUGCGAGUGAAUAUUUUCUUGCAUCUAUUAUCUAGAGUCCCAUACAUAUCCUUUGCGUUUACGACCAUUUUUAGAUUACGCAAUAUUGUCCAUAGCAUAGCUCCCAUACUGGGCUCCCUGUGAUCCAACGGGUCAAAUUUUGCGUGAGUCUGGAACAGGCUGAAGGCGGGUGUGUUGUGCAUGCGUAAUACGUACCACGGGAAAGCUAAUACAUUUGAAUCAGCAGUGAUCAGUUAGCGUAGACGUUCUUAGGGCGUGCUGGACGAACCAAAAAACGCCCGGUUCCUAAAAGACCGAUUAGCGCUAAUCCAGGAUUAAUUUUUUUUCCAUUUUCGUAGUUACCUUCCUAUGUAUUGCUUAGAGGACCAUUUUUGUUGUGAUUACUGUAUCUUGGAGUAAAAGCUCAAAAUUAUUUUUAGCUCGAGUUGCAUGUUCUUAGACAAGAAAAUCUUGCUUAAAUUUUGGCUUAAUCCUCGGUUAAACUUAACCAUCUUUCGAGGAACUGGGCCAAGGACGUUAGCUCCUGAUACAACAGCGAUUUACUCCACCAGGAACUCCGGGCAGGUUAUGGGCUCCUCACUCCAAUUACUCAUCAAUCCCGAAAAGGCAGCAAAAUUGUUGUUAGAAGAUGACGUGGCAGAAAAGAGUAGCUUCCAAAAUUUUUCAGCAGUGUUUCUUUCUUUUAACAUUGCUCCCAUUUCUUUUCAGUUGGCGAAAUGAUGAAGGAAAAAAUGCCAAAUUUUUGCUGAAUAAAUUAGCACCAUUUACUUGUUACAUUACAGGCUAGAAAAGCAUCCUUAUAACCUGUUUAAAAAACCGUCUUUUUCGCUUUAAAUGUUUAUAACCGAAAAGAGUGCCGUGACCACCAAUUUCAUAUUCUCUAAUUGUAAUCAGCAUGUUAGGUUUCAGCUUUUCAAAUGACGGGUAAGGGUUCAAAGCUAAGUAAACGCAAAGGUAAAGUAAAAGUGUCUGUGAAUCUUAUCACACAAUUUGAGAUAAUUGGCAAGAGGCUGUAUUUGCCAAUAGUUGCCACAAUUAAGUAUGAACAAAAUGAGCGUUACCGGACUUUCAAUUAUAAACUCUUAAAGCUAAAAUUAAGAGCGUGUAAGCGUGUAGUUGUUAUGUUUUUACCCGUUUAACUUGUUAACCUAUGAUUGGGAGCACAUGUCAUUGUUUUAGAGCAUAAACUGGAAAAUAGUGGUAUUAUUAAUCCACCCAAGCAGUCCGGAGAAAUACUAGAAAUGGUUUAUUGCGCGACCUUCGAGUUUAUAAGAGGUUUAACUGGAGCGGUUUUACUGUUCCCAGCAUAGCGUAGAAUUAAAAGUGAAGGACGAUAAUUAUGAAAACAAAUUGUUUGGUUUUGAACUUUACAGGCAGCAGAAUUUAAAUGGAGCUCAAGAUUACAGGGUAAGUUCCUGUACACUGAUCAUACAAAUAAUUUUGAUUACAUCAUAGUUGUUAUAUUUAAAGGCCCAACCAAAAAUCCCUAACAGCGAUUAGACUUUCCUUGCCCUGUAGUAUAAGGAAUCGACUCACUCCUGGAUGUGAAUUGCAAAAGAAAAACACUUGCCCCACAUAUCAAAGCAGUAAUUUUGCGAGCCAUUACAUGCGUUUACUUGGGUGGAGAAAAUAUUAAUAUAUAGAUUCAGCCAUAGCUAAUGAAGAGCGAAGGGUCCAUUUAUAUACUUUUAAUUACUGAAAACCAAAACAUUAGAACGAAUAAGCUGUCACUGGGUAGCAAAAGUUGUUUUUCUCGUUCAAAUCCUUCUAAUUUUCGGUGGCCGUUGCAAUCGCUACUUUCGAGACGUACGGCUGAAAAUUUACAUGCUACCUAAUUUUAAUAUGCUCUUUCAGCUCGUGCAAACAAACGUUUUCAAAGGCGAACUACUUUCCUGUUUACUAAAAGUUGAUCACGUGAUCAGCAAUUGCAAAAGGCCCAUUCAAUGGUUUCACUUGUAUGCAAUAAAUAGCAGCAGCUACAACCCACUUUGAAAAGGAGUGGGUCGAAAGUGGGCGCUGCCAGCACUGUGGGAGCCUCGCGAAAAGGUCAAGGUCAACAAGAUGUCUUCACUGCCCAAUUUAUUUUCCGAACGCUGACAAAAGAGAGUGGCAAUUGAUUCUGAUGCCUGUCUUGCUGACUUUUCUUUGACUUAGACCAACCAGAAACUGAAAUAUAUUGCACAGAUAUAUGUCAAUCCCACUUGCUGCUUAUUGAAAAGACAAUUUUCUAAAUGAAAUCCUUGUUAGAACUAAGAUUCUUUCACAGAAUUAAUUAAUAAAUAACAUACACGGCGUAGUACCCGGGUCAAGCGAAAAUUAUGCAACUCACUCCCAACUUCCUGUCUCGCUUAACAAUGGCAUAAAUGCCUUUCCUAGUUCCCAAGUGAUCACUCUUUUCCAAAUUGAGCUGUUAUGAACGUAGUUUGUAUUUGUGACUGAUCAAACUCCUGAUCAUAAACUUUGUUUUCAUUCUAAGUCGUCAUUUUCAGAGUGAAAAAAUGAAAGGUUUAAUGAAAUGGUUAUUGUUCUUCCAGGUGUGGUUCUUGGUUCUUUUUAUUAUGGUUACGUAGCACUUCAGAUCCCUGGUGGAUGGCUUGCUGUUAAACUGGGGGGUACACGUCUAUUUGGUCUUGCAGUUCUAAUAGCUUCAGUUCUUACAACACUAACCCCUUUAGCCGCUAGGAUCAGCGUUCUACUGCUGAUAGCUGUCAGAGUUGGCGAGGGACUGGUACUAGUAAGUAUCAAGAUGCUGUCAUCUUUAACUUUAUUUGCAAAAAAAAUCGGAUUAAUUGUUUUGGAAGGGUUGUCUAAGGACAACUAAAGUUCGCGUUACCCUCUUCGCUGAUACAGAAGUAGUAUAGUAAGAAUGUUUUUAGACCUCUUUUUCGCUGGUCUCCAACACAAAACCCAACAAUGAAGUCCAACCUACCAGCUUAGCCUUGGUGAAAAGUUCCCAACCAACUCCACGGCUUCUCCUAAAAAAUUGGCUUAUGCCCAUGCCUCUUAAACACCGCUGACUGAACUUUGUACAAGCAAUCCUCUUAUAACCUCUUAUGCGCAUUUGAUCAUAUUUACAUGUAUUUUGCGCAGUAUAAACAUCAAAUUAUUUUUAUUAUUAUAACCAGAACUAGUUUCUCACUAAAACUAUGUAUUACUCAUUCUACAUAAUGUGAUUGCAGGGAGUGUUGUUUCCUUGUAACCACGCCAUAUGGAGCAAGUGGGCACCCAGUAUGGAGAGAACCACUUUAGUUACAAUUGCAGUCACAGGUAAAACACCCCGUAAACCACUCUUAAAUUCAACCGUUCCCCUUAAUGGCCAAUUUCGGUUGUAGUUCUUUUGAUGAUCAGGUUUUUGUUCAUACGCCACUUGCACAUCUUCCAAAAUGCACCUUAUUUGCCGCCCAAAAUUUUGCGUAAGCAUUGUUUUCAAUUUCACUUGAGACGGCUGUAAUACCCAGGAGAAAUGAAAAACAAAGGUUAUGCAGAAAUUUGGGGGACAAAUAAGGUGCAUUAUGGCAGACGUGCAAGUGGCGUAUUACUUAGUAUUUCCUUCAUCAAGUAAAGCGAGAGAAAAACGUGUAAUAAAUAGGAUGUUUUGACAUAAGAAGUAUUUUGGCACCUUAGCCAUUCAUGCAAAAGUGAUAAUCGAACCUGGUCUUUUUUAUCACUCCGGCCCUAGCAUAGUUUCUUUACGUCGAAUUAGCCCUUACGGACGGGUUUUUCAUUUGUAUUAAGUAAUGUACACCGUUUAUUCGUAAAAAUAUUCGACCUUAAGUGAAAAGGAAAACGAAAUAUUUAUAACCUAACAAGUGUAGUAAUUUUUAAACGUAAAAUAGAGAGAAUGAAUAAUCUGUUCUUUUAAGAAGAUGCCUGUUAGGACCGGAUGAGCGCCUCUUGUAGUAGGUUACUAAAGCGAAAACCGAAAUAAAUUUAAAAUGUCUGCUUUUUGCUUUUAGGUUGCACUGUUGGUAGUAUAGUGUCAAUGCCAGUCUCUGGUUUAUUAACAAGAAUCGAUUUCGAUGGCGGAUGGCCAGCAGCGUUUUAUACAUUUGGUGAGCAUUAGUGUUGUUUGGCCAGGAAUAAGCCAUGAUUUUCACGUUGUUUUAAUACACACUGGUUUCCCCACCAAAUUCUUAUAACCACAGCAUCCAACUUAUCCUGGGUACUGAAAACAAUGCUUAUGCAAAACAUUUGGAUGGAAAUAAGACGUGUUGUGGGCUAUGUUAACGUCGCUCACAGAUUGUUCUAUUAGGCCUCUCGGGACCUUAAGAUGCGACGACGGCGACGACAGCGGGAACUUCAAAACAACAACUUUGCACGUGCAUCACGAUUUUUUUGUACAUUUCUUUGCCGUCACAGCACGAGUACGACGUGAAAAUGCCUAAUUUCACGUUUUAUGGAGGACGUAAACAAGCCACUACGAAAUUUUCUUUCUCUUUCUGAACUUGGAUAUGGUUUUUUAGGAAUUCCACUCCAGGAGAGUUCGCCUAAAUUUGACAAAGUAAAUUAGUUGGAACUGUCGCGAUGAAGACUGAAUGAACGCAAAUUCACUUUUUAGGAGAUGUUUUCGCUGCCGUCGCCUUCCUCGGAUCUUAAGGUCCCUACUAGCUACAAGGAGGCCGUGUUUACUAGCCUGAGGGUGACACAAUGAGCCCGCCUCUCCUUAUAGCAUGUAAAACAACCUCUUUACUAUAAACUUAAUCCCAAUGUUUCCUAAAACCUGUCGAAAACAAUCGAAGAAUAAAUGAGGCUUCUCAAUUCUCUGCUUAACAUGAAUGAGGAUGGAAAUAUGCGACUUUUAUCAACUUUUUGAGGAACAUGUCUGACUUACCGACAGGUCACCCACAGUUUACCAUGACCAACACUUCGCAAACUGUCGGCCAACAGUCGGGCGAUAGAUGAUGAAAGUUGAUAGUGAGCAAGCUCGGUAGACCUGUCGGCCGACCGUCGGUUUUGAGAAGUUGUUCUUCAGAAUUACCACCAAGAUAGCUGAAGAUAACUGGACCCGGCAAAAAGUGAACACUCGGCCAUUGAGAGCCUCAAAGAUGGCACGUAUUGAUUAUUACAUUUUAAGUAUGGUGUGUAUAUUCUUUAUCAUACAGGAAUUUUUGGUAUCCUAUGGUAUGUAGCAUGGUAUAUUUUAGCAUUCGAGUCUCCAUCCGUUCAUCCAACCAUAUCAGAAGACGAGAAAGCCUACAUUGAGUUAAGUGCAAUCAAUAUGGACGAGGUAAGAAUCCAAGGCUACUUUGGCCUAAGAAGAAAAGCCCCAAGAAUGAAGCACCAAGAUAAUUAGCAAUUAUUGGAUUCGGCGCGUUCAGCGUGUGUAUGAUCUGAAGAGUUAUGGAGGAGUGUACCUAUAACACAGUCCAAGAUCUGCAACAUUCUCGAGAUCAUACUUAAGCAUAAUCCAAUAAUUGUUUUAAGAUCUAUUCAUAAUAAUUUCUAGUUUAAAAACAAGCUAAAACAAGCUCUAACCAUCAACUUCUUCCUUCUUAUUUUUUCCCGCUCUGACUUUGCGCCCAACGCCACUGUUUGAACGCUUGUAACAGGUUAUCCUUUGAAUGAGAUCAGCCCUGACGAAAAUAGUGACAAUAUGAUAUCGCGUCGGGCAAUUUUUGCUUUUUCUAAAUUAAUGUAAGUUUCUUCCCUCUUUAAGCAGCUCCACGUCCACUGUACUAAAUUAUUUUGACAUUUGACGCAACCUUUACAGGUAGCUCGAGGCACUGUACCAUGGGGGGCCAUCCUCACGUCACCUCCUGUUUGGGGGAUCAUAGCAGCUGCGUUUGCUUCAGAUUGGGGUUUAUACGUGUUACUUAUAUGCGUACCGCUGUUCCUAAUGGACAUCUUGCACUACGAAGUUGCAGCAGUAAGUCUGAAAUGAUUUCUGCGAACUCAUUCGUCUCUCAUUUUCGGUGUCUAGGGGCGUGCACUUGCGUCAGGGCUAGGCGGCCGAUAGUUGGCGUUUUGAAAUCAAUCCAACAGAGCUGAGCCUGUGCUCCAGUUGAAAUGUUCCCCUGAGACAGAUAGGUGGUCAGGUUAUUUUUCGUCCCUCAAGAAUCAAAUUAGUGAGAGUGCUGUGAAACAGGACAUACCAUUUUUCAGUCCUUCUUAUCCGAGGACAUGUCUGACACAAGCCUAAACAGCCAAAAGCUACAUACAGUAUAUCAGUGUUAUUAAUUUGAAUGUCUUUAGCUUACAUACAUAAAGGUUCCUAAUCAAUUUGCGUGUUCUGAUGUCACUCUUUUUCGUCCGAUAUUAACCGGGAGAACUCAAUGUUUUCUGUCCAUCUUUUUUCUUUUAGAUUAACAUGUUUCUCUUUCCUUUUUUUUUCAGAUGGGUUUUGCCGCUGCCGCUCCGUUUCUCUUUAAAUCCUUGUCCUGUCCUAUUGGGGGCAUAACCGCUGACCUUUUCAGGCGAAGAAUUCUUUCGACAAAAACUGUCAGACGUGUGUACUACUCAACAGGUACUGCUCACUGCGCUUUACAGCAUCGUUACGCCUAAUACUAGUCUCACUCAAAACGCCAAGAACGCUUAUGGGAGGUGUUAAGAUGCGAGUUCGUCUCGUGCCUAGAUCUCCCACGACCAGAGGUCUGGGUGCAACACUUGGACCCCGUGAGUCGGAGAAAGAGGGCCUUAUUAAAUGGGGUUAACCGUCAGCCGUCAAACGGCCUAAAGUUUAACCGUCAAUCGUCAAAAAAGGUUAUUUUUUACCGUCAACCGUCAACUAUGCAGAUUGAUAUUUCAUAUUCAAUUUAUUUCAAAUCUCACCCUUUCAGCUGAUCUUCACGGGAUUUUGGCUCCUGAAGAAACUCUAAACUGGAAAAAUCAGUUUCUAGGUUCUCAACAACACUUUUUCUAAACACUACAAAACCUUAGAACUUUGUUAUAUCCGGAAAUAUUUUAACAUUUUUAAGUGAAAGGCGAAGACAAUCGCCAAAACACAAAAGUUAUACUUAAUUUAUACAAAAGUUAAGUGAAAUUCACUUAUCAAGUGAAAAUUUAGUCCAGGGUUUUAACUGUUAACCGUCAAAACUGAAAGACGCUUACUGUCAACUGCGAGCCUUCACCAUAGGUCUCAGUUUGCGGGCGCCCAGGCGGGUUUUGAAUAUCUCACGCAUUGCGGUCGCCCCCCUGAGCCCGUACGGGGCCCCCAAUAACGCCCGUUGUCCAGCCAACCAGAUAAGCGGGCUUUGUAGCUCCUCUCAGCCGAGGCGAGUGCAAAGCACUACUUUAAGUGCCAGAUCCACACAACACAUAUGGUGGCUGUUGGCUGGGAUGCAGACGGCAGUUCUCCCACGGCAUUACGCAGGGAAGGCAUCCUACGGCUAUGCCAUGCUGAUGAGCCCUAACAAGGGCGAAACAGCUGUACGUGGCUGCCACUGCCAGGGUGCUAUAGCUGUGCGCAUGCGUGAGGAGGUACUGGCUAGGCCGUGGGUAAGUGUAUGUGUGCCCCUCGCUUUCAGUUUUUCUUACAUACAGGACGCAAAGCCCCAUAACUCAAUUACUCGGGAACGCAACAGUUUUCAACGCAUUUUCGUUUUUUAGGUGCAAUCACUGCCGGACUUUUCAUUUUAAUGGCAGGCUACAUAGAAAGUCCCAGUAUCGUCAUUGUUUGUAUGUGUUUCGCUGGCGCCGCAGCUGGUAUCGUCUAUGCAGGAUUUCAAGUGAAUAUGCUGGAUAUUGCACCGCGAAACGCAUCCAUUGUUAUGGGAAUUGCAAACGCAACAGCUAACACUGCAGGCUUUCUAAGCCCAAUGCUUGUUGGGUUUAUAACACACAAUAAGGUGAGUUUCUUUUGAAAUAGCCAUGAUCCUACUAAGGAGUGGUUUGACGACAAAAAAGAUAUGCAACCUUUUCUAAGUAUCCAUUUUCUAAUUUCAAGCCGAGAAGGGCUGGGUACGAGUCCGCGUAUUAUGUGAUAAACAACACGAGAUCCACAUUGUCAAAGCGCUAGCAUACCGAGCUUUACAAGAUUGGUGAAAGUAUGGCUACAAGAUACAGCCAUUUAAAAAUCAAUCUCAUAAAUUAAGUCCCAGCAAGAAAAACCAAUCUGUCCUAAUCGCAAAAAUUAGUUCCCGCAAAACACAAAAAAUUGCCAAUCCGCAAAAAUUUCGUGCCAGACAGUACUUACAUGGGGCGACUCAUCGCUUUCUUUGAAGCAUCUGCUGCUUUUAUUUUUACGUUUGCAGCUCCAUAUUCUGUCCUAACUUUACACACUACAUAGGAGAAAUAAUGCAAUAAAAAAUUUAACGUUUAUUGUUGCAUUGAACUUCUUGUUGGGCUAGUAAUGAAUUUUUUGACCUGGCUAGGUUGGUCUCCCACAUAGGGAAAGUUAAUUUUUGUUGUGUUUUGUAGACGUACUAAGAUCUCGGCAAACCAUGCCAGCCCAAGAGACCAAUUCCGAUAUAUUAAAUUCAUAUUUGGCUGCCAUGCUUGGGAGAAUAAAACAAAAGAAAUCAUUUUGAGGCUCAGCAAUGAGUAAUACAUUUCUUUUGUUUUAUUUCCUCAAGCCUCAGAGCCAAGUAUGAAUUUUAAUAAAUCGAAAAUGGUCUAUUCAUCCACUAACCUAGCCUGAUUUUCAGCCGCCUCCUCGAACCGCAAACUCGCGAGAGAGACGUCUCUCUUGGGAGUUUACAAAACAAGGAGACGGCUGACAUUCAGGAUACUACCAAUCGAUCUCUUGACGGUUUAGGUGUUGCAGCAACCGAUUAAAAAAAACUCUCUUGUUGUUUCUUCUCUUUCAGACAGCUGAAGAAUGGCGUACUGUUUUUUGGAUCACUUUUUUAAUUUAUGUCAUGGGUACCUUAGUAUUUAACACAUUGAUGUCAGGUGACAGACAGGAGUGGGACAAAGUCGAAGGAGUGUCUAGCGAAUCUUCAUCAGAUAGCAUGGCCGUAACAUCAAGAUAG